AUGUAAAAUGUAUAUGGUGUAUUUUAUAAGCUACAUGCUAGCAGAUAGAUUUAUUUUCAUUUGUAAUCUUUUAUUAUUAAUGUUUUAGUGAAUGAUAAAGAAUGUCAUUUGUCUUUUGAGGCGAUAAGUAUAUUCGGUUAUCAAUAAAGUAGUUUAUUACUGCUUUUACGUUAUUUAAAAUAAAAUUAUUCGAAUAAUACUUUCACGAGAAAAUUACAUUGUUUGACUUUUAUUAUGUUUUGAAGUUUUCUACCAAGACAGUUUAACGAGCCAUUGCCACUUAAGAGUUAAGAACGUUUGAUAUAGAGAGUUUUUUCCUAUGCAAAGGACAUAGCUCCUAUGAUAAGUUUGAAGAAGAGUUGUUUCGUUUUGGCUUGAAGAAGAGUUUCAAGUUACUGGAUACGACGCUAAUAUUCAGAGCUAAAUUGGUUGCUUUGCUUGCACGAACCAGUUGAAGAGAUGAGCAAAGAAAAUGGAUAUGAAAGCGAGAGAACGUUAGGUUUAACACCAACAUGGUCCGUUGCUACAGUUUUGACUGUCUUUGUAGUUGUUUCAUUGAUCGUUGAGCGUUCCAUUCAUCGGCUUAGUAACUGGUUGCAAAGAACAAAGAGAAAACCUUUAUUUGCUGCAUUGGAGAAAAUGAAAGAAGAGCUGAUGCUGCUCGGAUUCAUAUCGCUUCUUCUUACAGCAACCUCAAGCACAAUAGCUAACAUAUGCGUCUCUUCAAGUUUCCACAACGAUAGAUUUGUUCCAUGUACCCGCUCUGAGAUUAAUGAGGAACUUGAAAGUACUAUUUCUUCUGUCAAGCGGACUCAGUUAACAAAAUCUCUCUUCUUCCACAUUAUGAGGAGAAGAUUGAGUGGCAUAGGCGAGAAUACAUGCAGCCAGGGACAUGAGCCAUUUCUUUCAUAUGAAGGCAUGGAACAAUUACAUCGCUUCAUAUUUAUAAUGGCAGUCACACAUGUAACUUACAGCUGCUUGACAAUGCUUCUUGCAAUCGUGAAGAUUCAUAGAUGGAGGAUCUGGGAAGACGAGGCUCAUAUGGAUCGAAAUGAUUGCUUAACUGUGGCCGCGCGCGAAAAGAUUUUCCGAAGACAAACAACAUUUGUCCAAUAUCAUACAUCCGCUCCUCUGGUCAAGAACAAAUUACUUAUAUGGGUGAUAUGUUUCUUCCGACAGUUUGGGCACUCUGUUGUUCGUUCUGACUAUCUCACACUCCGCAAGGGAUUCAUCAUGAACCAUCACUUAACACUGACAUACGAUUUUCAUAGCUAUAUGAUCCGCUCUAUGGAAGAAGAGUUUCAAAAGAUUGUUGGCGUCAGCGGUCCACUCUGGGGUUUUGUAGUUGGCUUCAUGCUUUUCAACAUAAAAGGAUCAAAUCUUUAUUUCUGGCUAGCAAUCAUUCCCAUCACUCUUGUUCUUUUGGUUGGUGCAAAGUUGCAACAUGUAAUCGCUACUUUAGCAUUGGAGAACGCUGGGAUAACAGAAUAUGCGUCCGGUGUAAAGCUGAGACCUCGCGAUGAACUUUUCUGGUUCAAGAAACCAGAAUUUCUAUUAUCCCUUAUCCACUUUAUUCAGUUUCAGAAUGCUUUUGAACUGGCUUCCUUCUUCUGGUUUUGGUGGCAAUUUGGAUACCAUUCUUGCUUCCUAAGGAAUCAUUUACUUGUCUACUUGCGACUCAUUUUAGGGUUUUCUGGACAAUUUCUAUGUAGCUACAGCACACUGCCCCUCUAUGCACUUGUCACUCAAAUGGGAACGAACUACAAGGCUGCAUUGUUACCUCAAAGGGUAAGAGAGACAAUAAACGGUUGGGGAAAAGCAACAAGAAGGAAAAGAAGACAUGGCUUAUAUGGAGAUGAUUCAACUGUUCGAACAGAAACAAGCACAGUUGCAUCUGUUGAAGAAUACAAUGACGACCAGGUUCUUGAUGUUUCCGAAACCUCUCCAGUUCAGAGUAACGAGCUUGAGCUUCAGCUUAUUCGACAAUGCGGAGCUUAUGAAAGUUCUAGUACUGUUGGAACACCUAUAUUGCGACCUUGUGCUUCAAUAUCUUCAACAACUUUCUCAAGGCUGCAUACAGAAACAACAGAAUCACUCUCAAGGUCAUCCUCAUUGCCAAUGAGAAGAGAAUGUUAAGAUAAAAAACAUGGUUAGUUGUUCGGUUUUCAAUCUUUCUUUCUCAACUCAGGUUUAAGAUAAGUAUAUGACUAUUUUUACCAUAGGUACUUAAAACAUAGUAAAUAGAUGUAAGAAAAUGUUAAAUCACAUAUAUCUUUUUUUUCAUUCU
Capsella rubella is the source of this 2287-nucleotide messenger RNA. Its product is annotated as MLO-like protein 14. The record is from RefSeq and is a predicted model, not a curated record. The coding region runs from base 460 to 2136 and encodes 558 amino acids. NCBI's taxonomy places the organism in Eukaryota, Viridiplantae, Streptophyta, Magnoliopsida, Brassicales, Brassicaceae. Gene Ontology annotation, cellular component: membrane. The transcript is spliced from 15 exons. Gene Ontology annotation, biological process: defense response.